Molecule: messenger RNA, 1032 nt
Organism: Linum tenue
Lineage: Eukaryota; Viridiplantae; Streptophyta; Magnoliopsida; Malpighiales; Linaceae
Source: the annotation of a GenBank genome assembly
AUGGACGACGUGAUUACGCUUAUUUUGGUUCAUGGAGGUGCUAUGGACAUGUCUGGUGUGGUUCCGCAGUAUGUUGGUGGUGUGGAAGACGUCAUCGACAUUCAUCGUGAUGUCGUGUCUUACUUUGAGAUUACGAAGACCCUUAUUGAAGAUUUGUCCUAUCUAUCGGUUGAAAGGGUUUGGUACUUGACCCCGGGGGAAGACAUGGCUACUGGAUUGCACGAAGUUCACUCUGAUGUGGAAGUCAUGACCUUACUUACAGAUGCCGAGAAAGGAGAUUUGAGGGUCUACUUCGAGGCAACUAAAGACAUUGGUGAGUUUGGCUAUAUGGGUGACAACUAUGGUCAUGGUUGGAAGGUGUAUGCGAGUUGGUGGCGCAAAAACGAAUGCUUUAUGGUGAAAGGAGUUGGUGAAGCUCAUAGCUGCCCCCGGUCUCUUCGGAUCCGUGCAGCUGGUUACAAGUGGAUGGCCAAAGAAUAUCUGGAAACAUUUAGGGUCAAUCAAGCGUGGGAUGUUGGGCUAAUAGCAAACGAGGUGAAGCGCAAGUUCAACCUGAUUGUAUCAACUUCUACUUGCUACCGAGCCAGGUUGGAAGCUCGUCGGCUGCUGUAUGGGUCUCUUGAAGAAGACUUUCACCAAAUUAGGGACUACAUAGGCCAUCUUAUAAAAGUGGACCCUCAAGGCAAAUUCCUUCUGGAAGUGGAUAUUGAGCCUGGUGAAGACAAGGUCUUUUUCAAAAGACUCUACGUUGGCUUUUCGAGUUUGUGUAAAGGGUUCAUAGCGGGAUGUCGACCUUUCUUUUGCCUCGACGGCUGUUUCCUAAAAGGAGAGGUGCAAGGCAUGCUACUGUCGGCUGUUGGGAAGGACGGGAACAACCACAUGUUCCCAAUCGCUUGGGCGGUUGUGGAAUCAGAAAACAAAAGUUCGUGGAUAUGGUUUGUAAGCGCAUUGCAAGAGCAGCUUGGGACACUCGAUGGAAAGGGCUUCACAAUUGUGUCAGACCAACAGAAGGUAUUUUACUUUUGCUGGUGA